GUUCACACACUGAUGAUAGACUCACGUCCUUUUGUCCCUUUUUUUCAGCAGGUUUUUUUUCAGCAGGUUUCUUUUCAGCAGAUUUCUUCGUAUCACCUACACAAAAAAAAUUGAUGAACACAGUACAGUGUGCAGAAGAUGUAUCUGGAUGCACUCAACUAGUCAGAUAUCAUGAUGAGUGUGUUCAGAAGGGUGGAGCAAGCUUGGGUGCAAGUGGUCUCUUUCAGACAGACUAGAGCAUUGCAGACAGUCAGUCGCACCAAAAUACAGUCUUUACUCGACUCGAAGAAGUACUCGUACAAGUUAGGCCAGUCUUCGUUUGUUCUCCAGUGUCCGUUCUGCAAGAGAGGAGAUGGAGCCUCGAGCAGCAGCAGCACUCUGGGAAGUAUGUUUGUUAACUAUAACACUGGCGGCGUGGUGUGCAAGCCCUGUGCAGUGAGAGGAACGUGGAGUAACUUCCUGGAGUGGUCAACGGAGGGGAAAUCCCCCACAGCACCCGUCUCUUGUGACACUGACUCAGCAGUAGUAGACGGAGUAACAACCGCUACAAAGGUUCCUACUGAGCAUGCUCAGAAGGUUUGGUCGGGCACGAGGAAGUGGGAGGAGUCGUCUACCGAGACAACGGACAGACUGCGAGAGAUGUUUGGAAUUGAGGUGUUAACCAACCCUGCUCUGGAGAAGUACCAAGUUCAUACUGCUACCUCAGCGUCCUCCAGUUUGCUGUCAGACUCUGCGCUGCCGUGUGUGGCGUUUCCAUGGUACCACGGCAAGGACCUGGUGAAAGUGAGGUUAGAGACAAUACCUCCCACAGAGGAGCUCCAAUCAUCAGGGGAGGGUGUAUGGGGGGUCUUCGGAUGGGGUACUGUGGAACCAGCAAGCAGGGAGAUAGUGAUUGCUGGUGGGGAGUUGGACGCCAUUGCAAUUCACCAGAGCACGGGACUACCAGCUGUUGUUCUUCCCAGUGACAUCACUAAGCUACCCUCCAAAUUUCUGUCUGAGUUCGAUCAGUUCAAGAAAAUCAACUUGUGGUUGGGCAGCUCUGGGCCUGCCAAGCACACUGCCACACACCUGGCUAACCAACUCGGGCUGAAGAGAUGCUAUCUGGUUAGCUCUCAAGAGAGAGGUCGACCACUGCCCACGGCUUUGGGGGCUCUCUCUAAGGAGGGAGAUUUGGCAGCCAUUAUUUCACGAUCCAAGCGAUUUGCUCACGACCAAAUCUUCAGCUUCAACCAGCUGCGUGGUGAUGUGUACGGGGAAUUUAGCAACAGAGAGAUGGUAGCAGGAGUGAAGUGGAGACGGUUCCCUCAGUUGACCUCUUCUCUCAAAGGUCAUCGCUCGGGGGAACUAACUGUUCUUACUGGACCCACUGGACGAGGCAAGACCACUCUGCUCGCUGAGAUGUCCCUGGACCUGUGCUUACAGGGGGUGUCUACACUGUGGGGAAGUUUUGAGAUCAAAAAUGUUCGAUUGGCAAAGACACUUCUAAAACAGUAUUCUGGAGUGGACAUAGAGAGGCACUUGCACGACUAUGACAGCUGGGCUGACAAGUUCCAACAUCUCCCUCUCUACUUCAUGGGGUUCUAUGGCUCUGCUGACAUCAGCACUGUCAUUGAGACAAUGUCCCACGCUGUGUAUGCUCACAACAUCCAGCACGUGAUAGUGGACAACCUUCAGUUCAUGCUGGGAAGUACCAACAUCUUGGAUACAUAUUCUGCCCAAAACCAGGCCAUUGGAGCACUGAGGAGGUUUGCCUCAGCUGAAGAUGUGCAUGUCACUGUGGUGAUUCAUCCCAGGAAGGAGGAUGACAACAACCCACUUACCACUGCCUCCAUAUUUGGCACUGCCAAGGCAGCCCAAGAGGCGGACAAUGUCAUCAUUCUGCAGUGCCCUCACGGCAAAGACAAAUACAUACAGGUGACUAAGAACCGUUUCGAUGGCGACCUCGGUAUGGUACCUCUGUCCUGGGACAAAGAGAGUUGUACGAUGUCUGGCCACUUCAACCGCCCUCCUCCACAAACUGUUGCUGACAACAAAACUAUCACUGCUUCUCCAGAAUUACCGUCAUCGCCACACCCUCAAACUGUUAAGAAGCCUGCUUUUGGUGUUUAUCGGCCUCAAGGCUCAAAACUGAUUGGACGAGUUCAGAGUACACCUGGAAAGGGUACGAAUAGCAGCUCCCCCUUGAUCAAUCAACCAGGACGGGUUCAGAGUACACCUUUGAAGGGUACAAAUAGCGGCUCCCCCUUGAUCAAUCAACCAGGACAGGUUCAGAGUACACCUUUAAAGGGUACAAAUAGCGGCUCCCCCUUGAUCAAUCAACUAGGACGGCUUCAGAGUACACCUUUAAAGGGUACGAAUAGCGGCUCCCCCUUGAUCAAUCAAGCAAGCCCCGCAUCAUACGAUCCAUCACGCCGAACUGUUUGAAUAUUGCCAAAUCAUAUUCAUUUUUUCACUUUUGUCAAAUCAGUGGCGUGCUAUUAACAUUCAUGAAUCCUCUCUCAAGCAUGUCAACUGUGUGUGAUGAAUUUGUCACAUCUAUUGUCUAUUCUGAGCACCUGCACUCAUUCAAACUCAUUAUACCCAAUCUCUAUUUUUGUCUGUAAUAAUUAUUUUGUCGAAAAAAUUGGAUCCAUUAAUCAAAUGAAAUGAGA
Molecule: messenger RNA, 2651 nt
Organism: Halichondria panicea
Lineage: Eukaryota; Metazoa; Porifera; Demospongiae; Suberitida; Halichondriidae
Product: twinkle mtDNA helicase-like
Exons: 15
Coding region: 172-2424 (750 amino acids)
Biological process (GO): mitochondrial DNA replication
Cellular component (GO): mitochondrion
Molecular function (GO): 5'-3' DNA helicase activity; ATP binding; single-stranded DNA binding
Source: RefSeq, a predicted model, not a curated record